AUGUACCUGCCGUCAACGUCGUACACAGGACCUUCAACUACAAUUAACAGCGGCGCGGGGACAUCUACUGCGGGGAGCUCUGAGUGCACGGAAGACACGUUCCACCAGCCAGCCAACACUCAUGCCACAAACAAUGCCGAGUCAGUGUCGGAAAUGGUAAUCGUGCCAGCAAUACCGACAACCACACAUGUGCACAUCAGCACAAGCAACACUCAAGCAGGUGAAACAGCCGCCGAUACUGAAGUGAAUGAUGAAACCAAUGACGAAGCACAAGGGGAUGAAGAUGGUGGGCAAUCAGAAAUCAUGGUACCCCAGCCACCGUAUCUUGGGCAGAGAUUUGAUUCGUUUGCAGAUGCAAAGGAAUUCUACCAGACAUAUGCAAAGUUCCAUGGAGGAUUCACCCCCCUCGAGAAGAAAUUCAUAAAGCUGCUACAUGAUUGUAACGUCGGUCCGUCAAGAAUGGUGCAGAUACUCUCCCUCAUCCACAGCAAAAACGGGUCUCUGAGUAGCAUGCCCUACCUACCAGCAGACGUCACAAACCUAAAGGCAAAGUACCGUAGAGAAAGCAAGUUGGCUGACAUAGAAGCCACGACAGCCUACUUCGAUGAGAAAGCGAAAGAAGAUCAAGAUUUCUUCUACAGGAUAAGAUUGAACGAUGAGGACCGUGUCAGGAACAUGUAUUGGGUGGAUGGUGCUGCAAGAAGAGCCUACAAACAUUUCCGAGACUGCAUUUCUUUCGACGCGACAUAUCUCACUAAUAUGUACAAGAUGCCAUGCGCUCCAUUCAUAGGGAUAAAUAACCACAAUCAGUCAUUGCAGUUCGGAUGCGGGCUCGUUCGGAACGAAGACACGGAUGGGUACGUUUGGCUGUUCAAGACCUUCUUGGAGUGCAUGGGUGGACUUGCUCCGAUGAGCAUAAUAACAGACCAGGAUUUUAGCAUGCGUGCAGGCAUAGAGGUGGUCUUUCCGUUGGCAGUGCACAGGCACUGCAGGUGGCACAUUAUAAAGAAGGCUGAGGAGACACUAGGACCGUUCUUUGCUGACCGUCCAGACCUGCACAAGGCAUUCGAGCUGUGCGUGGACCACAGCUUGACGGUGGAGGAGUUUGAAAGGAGCUAG
Molecule: messenger RNA, 1119 nt
Organism: Aegilops tauschii subsp. strangulata
Lineage: Eukaryota; Viridiplantae; Streptophyta; Magnoliopsida; Poales; Poaceae
Source: RefSeq, a predicted model, not a curated record